Centruroides sculpturatus (bark scorpion) is the source of this 3069-nucleotide messenger RNA. RefSeq lists its product as uncharacterized. Gene Ontology annotation, molecular function: zinc ion binding; nucleic acid binding. The transcript has 2 exons. Lineage: Eukaryota; Metazoa; Arthropoda; Arachnida; Scorpiones; Buthidae. The record is from RefSeq and is a predicted model, not a curated record. The coding region runs from base 320 to 2125 and encodes 601 amino acids.
GUGGUCUCUGAGACGAAAUAAAGUUUUUUUUUGUGGAAAUAUUGGACUAGCUGGUUAAUUGGUGAGACGAACCGACGGGGAGGAAUCCGCUGAUCACGAACGGGUUCCCUACAUUGGCGCAGCCGACAGGAUAGUGAAGUCAGAUCGACAGGAUUCGAUCUGUGAAGAGAGUGAUUAUGAGCCAGAAUAAGAAGAGUGGAUCGGAACCGAGCGGAGUGGGUAAUUGGGCACAGCACUAAGGUUUCAGGAAUAUACAAGGUUUACACCAGAGAAGAGGUAGGAAAAUUUUGUACUUGUCGGAAACGAAAUUCACGGCGGGAUGCUAAGCAUAAAGGGAGUUAAGAAGGAAGAUCUACGGAUCGUGGCGGAAGAGCUUUGUGGCACAAUAGACGAUAAUCUGAGGGUAUCGGAGUUAAGGGAACUUAUUACGAAAAGUGAUGAUUUUGCUUGUGACCCAGAUUUUGUACUGGAGAUUUUGACUUCCACUGUUGAGGAAAGGAAACGGAAGGAGGAACAAGAGAGCCUAAAAAGGGAACAAGAGAGGCUAGAAAGGGAACGCCAGCACGAGUUAGAGCUGGCGCGGAUUAGCGCUACUAUUCAAAGCAGGGCGAGUAACGGUAGUCCCAGCUUUACGGACAGCCAUCCGGGUGAUGGGCCCGCCGGGAGUAUUGAGAAAUUGAUUACGAGCGUGAAAACGUUAACAUUGCCAGUCCCAACUAAGUCCGAAAAUUGGAACCUAUUUUUCGUAUCUAUAGAGCGAGCGUCCCAAUCGAAGAAUGUGCCGGAAGAGAUGAAAUCUGAGAUACUGAUCAAUAUUCUGGGAGAAAAGACCGCAAACAUUUUGAUUUAUAUAACCGGAGACGAGUUAACGGAUUACUCAAGCGUGAAGAAAUUAGUGUUACGAGAAUACGAACCGUCCGCCCAAUGCUGCCUGGAAAAUUUUUGGAGUGCUAGGCGUAGGCCCGACGAGACUCACAUGCAAUUUAUGUCGAGAAUAGCGUCGUCUUCGGAAUACUAUUGCGAGUUGAGGAGAGUGAAGGACUUGGAAAGUUUAAAACGAUUAAUCGUGGCGGACAGAUUAUUUCAGACGUUGGAUGUCGACACGGCGGCCCAUAUAAGCGUUCGUCAGGGCGAGGGGUGGUUUAACCCUAUUAACAUGGCGAGAGAGUGCGACCUAUAUUUUGAAAGCAAGGGAAAAUCUAUAACCGAGACGUACAACGAGUCGGAUGAGGGACAGAAAGACACACUCAACUAUCGUCAGGAAAUGAAAUGGGGGGAGUGCUUCAUCUGUGGAUCAACGCAACAUAUUUCUAGAUCCUGCCCGCAGAAGAUAAGGGAUACAUCCAUAAACGAUAGUCGCACUCAACCCUCGACCGGUCGGAGACGGAACGACGUUGCGUUAGUGGGGAGUGUGAGGUCGGAACACUUUGACAAAAAAACUAGCAGCCAUUUGAAGUCAGGCCCUAGUAUUCAAUGUUUACAAUACGUUACGGUCAACAUAGGUGGGCAAGAUACCGAAGCCAUCGUAGAUUCAGGCACCCAAGUCCCAGUCUUGCGCCCCGAAGAUGUUACCAGCUCGAAUGACGGGGACUGGGGAACAAUAAUUUUGAGCCCAGCGUUUGGGGAAGAGAUUAAGGCACAGACAGUAAAGGUCCCUAUGGCUAUUAAAGACCGUUGCAGCCAAACUUUAUUAUCCCCCGUAGAAGUCACGGUGGCACUGACCGAGAAAUUGAAGGGCCCUCGUCUCUUGCCGCCUGGUAUUUUCAAAGUGUUGGAAGGACAAGCUGGCGUGUACAGACUUCCUCACCUUCGUAAUCGUGGGAGUGGAACAGCUGGUCGUGAACCAACUGAUUGGGACCGAAACCGGUACUCGGAUACGAGUGAUCGAUAUGUGGGUCUUCACGAUAAAGCAUUGUUUCAGAGGACCGAUAGUCAUAAUAGAAGCUAUCCGAGCAGAAAAGGUUCUGGUGGUCGGAAAUACAGUGACCACAAAGAUUCUGGAAAUAUAAACAAUUGGGAAAGCAAUCAUAAGCGAGGAGAAGCAGAUUUCUCUAAUUUUAGAAAAGGAAAUCCAAAAGUUUCCCUGGUACACGUCAUACAUGACAGACAGCGAACGCGAUCAUAACUGGCGAGGUCCCCAUGCUCCAAAAGAUGCUCCAAGGAACCGCUGGCGCGACGGCAUUCACGGAAGUAAAAGUGUCUGGAAUCAUCGGAAGGGUAGUAGACGUUCCGAGUACGACGACAAUCGGAACAGGCAAGAUGAACAAAAGACCAAUAAUCGAAGUAAAUAUUUAGAAGGUGGAAGUAGGAGGUACGGCUCCAGCGGCCUCCGAUCUCGUGGUUAUCGUCUGUUCGGCCGUGAUCGAGGCUACACAGAUCACAUCGCAGUAUCAAAUAAAUACUCAUCUCCUGCUGUUGGUUACGGAAGAAACAACUAUGAUGUUCAGCAUAAAGGAGACUAUGGUGGGGUAACUGAGAACUCUCGUAACGUGUUGGCGACAAAGGCAGCAGUGGACCCAUUUUGGAGGAAUUUAUGAUACUUCCGAUUCAACAGCGUAUUUGUGGUGUUAAAAGUGACGUUUGUUUCGAUAUGUUUCGUAGUGAUGAGAACUAUCAAUAUAAUUUGUGUAAAAGGAAAAUUGUGUAUCGUCUGUAUGAACUUUUUGUAUUGUAUAAGUUUUAUUGUAGCCUUUACUUUUUGAAAAUUGUAGUUGAGACCCGUGUUCGGGUUCACACCCUAACACUUGUCUUGCGGCGGGGGUGUAGUGAUAUCGGACCUUCUCGUCCUCCCUCUCCGAGGGGUUUCGUCGGGGCAGAUGCGAUCUAUCCAUCGACACAGGCUAACGAGGGGUCGUUAAGACCGGGGAAGAAAACGCGGGAAGAAGGAAUUUUUGGGAGAGGAAUUCGGGACACGAGAGGGAGAGGGAGUGCGAAGUAGUGGUCCCUGAGACGAAAUAAAGAUUUUUUUUUUUGUGGAAAUAUUGGACUAGCUGGUUAAUUGGUGAGACGAAUCGACGGGGAGGAAUCCGCUGAUCACGAACGGGUUCCCUACACACUAGGGUUUCUCAU